Microtus ochrogaster (prairie vole) is the source of this 1255-nucleotide messenger RNA. RefSeq names its product intercellular adhesion molecule 2-like. Gene Ontology annotation, molecular function: integrin binding. The record is from RefSeq and is a predicted model, not a curated record. Gene Ontology annotation, biological process: cell-cell adhesion. NCBI's taxonomy places the organism in Eukaryota, Metazoa, Chordata, Mammalia, Rodentia, Cricetidae. Gene Ontology annotation, cellular component: plasma membrane.
UUCUUUCUUUUCUUUCCCCAGCUUUUGGGCUUUCUCCUAAGAAUGGAAAUGCUUCUGCUUGGUGUCUGGACUCUGCUGGCCUUGACCCCUUGUCCAGGGACCACAGAAGAGCUGUUUGAAGUGUCUGUUUGGCCAAAUCAGGCCCUGGUGGAGUUUGGACAGUUCCUAACCGUGAACUGCAGCACCACCUGCCCAGACCCGGGGCCCAGUGGAAUCGAGACCUUCUUCAGGAAAAGCCAGCUGGGCAAAGGGCCUCAGUGGAAUGAGUUUGUCCUGGAGGACAUCACAGAGAUCUCUGUCCUGCACUGCUUCUUCUCUUGUGCAGGGGUCCAGAAGGACACAGCGCUCUGCAUCACCAUGUACCAGCCCCCGGAGCAGGUGAUCCUGGACUUGCAGCACGAGUGGGUGGCCAUGGAUGAGGCUUUCACAGUGAAGUGUCAUGUGCCUACUGUGGCACCACUGCAGAGCCUUACCCUUACCCUUCUCCAGGACGGCCGAGAACUGCACAGAAAGGACUUCAUGAGUUUUUCUGUGGCAUCCCAAAGAGCCGAGGUCACUGUCAAUGUCAGAGCCCAGUGGGAGAAUAACAGGAGCAAUUUCUCCUGCCAUGCAGAACUGGACCUGAGCCCACACGGUGGGAGGUUGCUUCAUGGCAGGUCAGCCACCAAGGAACUCCGGAUCUUUGAAUUCUCUCAGAGUCCUCAGGUCGGGGUGUCUUCACUCCUGGAGGUUGGGGUGGCGGAGACCAUGAGCUGUGAGGUGACUAGGGUGUUUCCUGCCCAGGAAGCUGUCUUCCCAAUGUUCUUAGAAGGCCAGGAGCUGAGCCCCUUCUCCUCCUGGAAGGGAGAUGCAGCGUGGGCCAGCACCACCAUUCGGGCCAUGGAGACCGGUGACCAGGAGCUGACCUGCCUUGUGUCUCUGGGUCCAGUGGAGCAGAGAGUCAGGAAAGCAGUGCAUGUCUACAGUUUCCCUCCCCCAGUUCUGGAGGUCGAAGACACUUACCUUCUGGCAGGGACAGAUGUUAAUGUCACCUGCUCGGGUCAUGUGUUAACAUCACCUAGUUCCACUCUUCGACUUCAGGGAGCUCCAAACAUCUCUGCUCCCGGUGAGCCUGCCUGGUUCCUCUUUACUGCCAGGGAGGAAGACGAUGGCCGGAAAAUCUCCUGUGAGGCCUCUUUGGAGGUGCAGGGCCAGCGACUGCUCAAAACCACUGAGUUGCAGCUUCAUGUCUUAUGUGAGUAGAGGCCUGAUGGUC